Molecule: messenger RNA, 1547 nt
Organism: Durotheca rogersii
Lineage: Eukaryota; Fungi; Ascomycota; Sordariomycetes; Xylariales; Xylariaceae
Exons: 1
Coding region: 180-1547 (455 amino acids)
Source: RefSeq, a predicted model, not a curated record
CUGCCAUCAAACCCAUCUCCAUCGAAAACUCCCUUCUUGAAACACGUCACCACCCUCCAUUACCUCAUCUAUGAACAUAUCGACCGUGCCUACGUUCAAAAUCUUCAAUCAAUCCUCCAGCCUUUCUGCCGUUUUUCCUCUAGCCUCUCUCUGUGUUCGCCGCACAUCCCAUAUUCACCAUGACUGACCAGCAUCAGCUCGAGAAGCUCGCCCAGGUCCAACAGCAGGCGGCUGUCCAGGCAUGGCACGCGUUUUCCCAGUCCGAGCACGAAAAGCACCGUCCUCAAGAAGAAUUGAUCCGCAGAAGCAUAGAGGAAGAGUCAGCACAGCUCCGCAAAGAAGUCGCUAUGCGCCGCAAGACGAAAACCCGAACGCCGGCCGACAUUGCGUUUGAUCCGAAGCCAUAUAAUUUUUACGGUCCCGGGGAGGGUGCUACCAAGCCCAGAACACUAGCGGAAAAACGCCUUAUUGGCCAGCGCCAUCACGCUGUAUUCAACCGAUUCGGCGUCAGAGACUGCCCCAAGUUGAAGGACGAGGAUAGCUACAGUGACGAGGAGCUGCCAGAGGACGAGGUGGGCGGUGUCCAGAGACCGUCGUACAAGCACGGUGAGACCGAGACUGCCCGACAUAUCGACUGGCGCAUCUGGGUCCCCAUGCGGAUGACCGAAGCCAACAUGCUCGGUGCGUUCCCAGGCACCGGAGACUUCGACCCGAAUGAGACCCGCUUCUACCUCCUAAACCAGAGCGACUUCAACGUGGUCGACCCCGAGAAUGCUAAGAAGCAGGAAGCCCCCUGGCUCAAGGACCCUGUUUCUAUUCCCUUCGAGCAGCUAUACCCCCGAGGAUACCGCUUGCUAAAGAAGUUCGCAGAGAUGGACGGCGGGCGUGGAUGGUAUGACGGAGAGCCGCUGGGCCCGGACCCCAACAGCGAGACCGCCUUGUACGAGCAUCUCGGCUGGAUCAUGCCUCGACCCCGAGAGAGAAACCGCGGCGUCGGCGCUGACCCUACAGAUUCGGUCAUCAAGGCCUGGAAGCACGGCGAUAUUGACGUCCCCGUUCCGGCCGACUUCCCUCAGCCCCCUCCUUCCUGGAGCCGCGCCCCGUCCCGUGUCGUCACCAUGGUCGGCUCCAAAGGCGGACAGCUGAAAGUCCAGUCGUUCCUUUCUCUGAAGAAGCGCCUCAUCAAGGAGAAGACCGCACGUGACAGAAGAGCCGCGCAUAAUGAUGUUCGUGUGCACGAAACCCAAAUGGAAGAAAUCAAAGAAGAGGAAGAGGAUGGCAAGCCGGGUUUGGGCUACGAGGGUGAUCUCGUCGACACGAUCACCAAGGGUAUGGAGGACGUCAGCAUCGGCACUGGUCAGAAGAAUAGCAGUUCUCAAAGCCUCGCAAACCGCAAGCCUAUGGGUGAGAAACCUAUUAACUUGAACCCUCGCAAUGCAGGCUAUGGUUCCUGGUGGCAGAAGUUGGGGUAUAAGGAACCCCUGAAGCAGGGAUCUGCCGAGCAUCCUCGUAGCGCUGCUGCUAAGGUUGUCAGGCACCCCAUUUAG